This is a messenger RNA of Mus musculus (house mouse), 1587 nucleotides long. RefSeq names its product thiosulfate sulfurtransferase (rhodanese)-like domain containing 3 (gene Tstd3). Gene Ontology annotation, molecular function: thiosulfate-cyanide sulfurtransferase activity. The transcript has 4 exons. Bases 93 to 566 code for a protein of 157 amino acids. NCBI's taxonomy places the organism in Eukaryota, Metazoa, Chordata, Mammalia, Rodentia, Muridae. The record is from RefSeq and is marked validated.
AGAGCCUGGACAGCGCCUGUAGGAAGAAGAGCAGGAAGGAGCCGAGGAAAGGAAGUGGUCAGCAGCCCCGGGGUCCCAGAGAGCCCAUUGUGAUGCUGGCCAGGCUGGUGCUUGGGACCUCAGGCAGGGCGGCCCUAGGAUCAGUGGAGCCUGCGCUUGGCGGUUUGAAGUCAAUAUGGAGAUGCAGCCAAGCAUUUUGUUCUACUCCUAAGGGUGUGACUUAUAGGGAACUAAAAAGCCUACUGAACUCCAAAGACAUUAUGUUAAUUGAUGUUAGAAAUACAUUGGAAAUUCUUGAGCAAGGAAAAAUACCUGGAUCAAUCAACAUACCAUUGGAUGAGGUAGGUGAAGCUCUGCAGAUGAACCCAGUGGACUUCAAAGAGAAGUACUGUCAAGUGAAGCCAUCCAAAUCUGACCGUCUGGUGUUCUCUUGUUUAGCUGGAGUGAGAAGUAAGAAGGCUAUGGACACAGCAAUAUCACUGGGCUUUAACAGUGCUCAACAUUAUGCUGGAGGAUGGAAGGAAUGGGUAACCUAUGAAAUUUCAGAGGAGAAACAAGAAAGUUGACUUUUGGAAUUACAGACUCGGUGUUCAUAUCUAUAAGGAUGGUGGAUUAAGCAAAAGAAAAACCCAGCCCUGGCACCAAAGGCUAAUAGAUUCUGGAUGACUGCUUGGCGACCGUUUUCCUCAUCUGAGAACUGAGGGUGCUGCUCCCCUGAAUAUUUCAAAGUCUACUGCACACUGAGAUAAUAUGAGUUGCCACUGAAAUUAUAUUCUACAGUUCAUUUUGUUAUUCUUUUCUCAUACAUUACACCCGAAACCAAAGUUUCCCCUCCCCUCCCUCUACAAUUAAUUUUUAAGUAUUUUGGUGUUCCAAAAUGAUCAGAUAAGCUGGCGGUGGUGGCGCACGCCUUUGAUCCCAGCACGUGGGAGGCAGAGGCAGGCGGAUUUCUGAGUUCGAGGCCAGCCUGGUCUACAGAGUGAGUUCCAGGACAGCCAGGGCUAUACAGAGAAACCUUGUCUCGAAAAAACAAACAAACCGAUCAGAUAGCUCCAGUUAUCUAGCCAUGUGUCAUCACGGUUGUGAGCAAAACCAGUGUUAACAAGCAGCCCCAAUUUUAAACAAUAACUGAGCUUCUGGUUUGAGACCCAUAUUUUUAGGUCCAAUACUGGAAAGACGGAGGCAGAAAGAUCACCAUGAGUUUGAGUCCAGCUGGGACUACGGAGACUCUGUUUCAAAAGAAAAGACUCUGGGGUCUGGAGAAGUCAACUCUACUCAGGAAAAUAUAUUCACAGCAUCUGAAGACUCAUGGCAAUGUGUGGGCAGAGUAGUAACAAUUCAACUCAUUCUAAAAAUUAUAAUUAAUGUGAGGAUAAGAAUCUGAUGGGUUUUGACUGUGGAGAGCAAAGUAACCUAGAAGAGGCCAGGAAUUGGUGUGGGAUACUGGAGAUGUUCUGUGGCCAUGACUGAAAACGUCAGGAGUGUGUGUGUCAAAACUCAUCAAAGGAAGCAUAAAAAUGAGUGUUUUUCCACGUCAAUAUACCUCAAUUUCAAAACUAAUAAAAUAUUAAAGUUUGACUCCCUCCA